Messenger RNA from Rhagoletis zephyria (snowberry fruit fly), 267 nucleotides. The record is from RefSeq and is a predicted model, not a curated record. Lineage: Eukaryota; Metazoa; Arthropoda; Insecta; Diptera; Tephritidae.
AUGGAGCGUGCGGUGGCCCAUUUUGGGCCGGUCACCGUCUGCCUGAACAGCGACCGGCUGCAGCACUACAAGGGCGGCGUCUUCAACGCCGACGACUGUCCGCUGAAGCUGACGCAUAUGGUGCUGCUGGUGGGCUACACCGCCGACGCCUGGAUCCUCAAGAACAGCUGGGGGACAAAGUGGGGCGAGCGGGGCGGGUACUUUCGCCUGGCCCGGGGCAGCAAUGUCUGCAAUUUAAACUACGAGAUUACCUAUCCGCUGGUGUAG